Manis pentadactyla (Chinese pangolin) is the source of this 1226-nucleotide messenger RNA. It is a transcript of the gene MVB12A, whose product is annotated as multivesicular body subunit 12A. The transcript has 9 exons. Bases 96 to 917 code for a protein of 273 amino acids. Gene Ontology annotation, biological process: receptor catabolic process; virus maturation; endosome to lysosome transport via multivesicular body sorting pathway. Gene Ontology annotation, cellular component: ESCRT I complex; cytosol. Lineage: Eukaryota; Metazoa; Chordata; Mammalia; Pholidota; Manidae. The record is from RefSeq and is a predicted model, not a curated record.
GGAAGUUGUAGUUCGGACUACUGCCCGAACUCUGCCGUCGGGCGGCUGCUCGGAGGUCCAAGGCAGUCCACCGCCUUCGGCGCUUGGCUCGGAGAAUGGAUCCGGAGCCGGGGACCGACGCGGCGCCGCUGACUGGCCUGGCCUGGUCGUCGGCCUCGGCACCCCCGCCGCGGGGAUUCAAUGCGAUCUCCUGCACCGUGGAAGGGGCGCCCGCCAGCUUCGGCAAGAGCUUCGCCCAGAAAUCUGGUUACUUUCUGUGCCAGAGUCCUUUGGGGAGCCUAGAGAAUCCUCAGGAGAAUGUGGUGGCCGAUAUCCAGGUCCUGGUGGACAAGAGCCCCCUCCCAGCGGGCUUCUCCCCGGUCUGCGACCCCCUGGACUCCAAGGCCUCUGUGUCCAAGAAGAAACGCCUGUGUGUGAAGCUGGUGCCUCUGGGGGCUGCAGACACACUUGUGUUUGACGUGCGACUGAGUGGGAAGACCAAGAUGGUGCCUGGAUACCUGCGAGUAGGGGACAUGGGUGGCUUUGCCAUCUGGUGCAGGAAGGCCAAGGCCCCAAGGCCAGUCCCCAAACCACGAGCUCUCAGCCGGGACAUGCGGGGCCUCUCCCUGGACCCACCUGCUGCAUCCAGCAAGGGCAGCUUGCCGGAGCGGUCGCUCUCGAGGCUGGGCUCUCGGGCAUCUACUCUGCGGAGGAGCGACUCCAUCUAUGAAGCCUCCAAUCUCUACGGCAUCUCAGCCAUGGAUGGGGUUCCCUUCACGCUGCAUCCCCGAUUUGAGGGCAAGAGCUGUGGCCCCCUGGCCUUCUCUGCCUUUGCGGAUCUGACCAUCAAGUCGCUGGCAGACAUUGAGGAGGAGUACAACUACGGCUUCGUGGUGGAGAAGACAGCGGCUGCACGCUUGCCCCCCAGCGUUUCAUAGCCCCUCACCUGUCCCAGGGAAGAGCCCCCUGCCUGGCACCCCUGGCCUGGCAGCUGCCCUGCCCCACCCGGUCUUGGGGCCUCAGGCCUGUAGGGCAUGCCGGACCUUCGGCCUCCCUGCUGAGCUGCAACCCUAGCGGAGGGGUGGAAGCAGGCUGCCUGGUGAUGGGGUGUCCCACCCCUGGACUCUGCAGGGCAGGGGUGGUAGCUGGAUGGAAACCAGUGCCUUCAAGUCAUUCGUGUCAGAACUGUUUGGUGCUCGGAGGCCAUGUGGGUGUUCUCCUGGCAAUAAAUAGAAACUUGUCCCGCA